AUGCAGGAAAACACUAGCGGAUCUGCUACAGCAGAGCCAGAAUUGGAUAUUGCGUCUUCCAAUGUUGGAGGAAGUUCCUUGGAUAUGAAUGAUAUCAAGCAGGGAAUACCUCACACUGCGGAAGAACAUCUCUCUCCAUUAGAUGACACGAAUUCAGAUGACUCAAAGCUUGUCAUAGACGUCUCUGAGGAAGAUGACGAGUUGAUCAACAGUAACGAUGGCAAAUUUACUAUUCAAUGUGCUGUGCCUGAAGAAGACUCUUCGCCGUACUCCACUUGGCCUCCUAAAGAUACGGAGGCUACGCCGACAUUAAUUGAGGCACGAGAUGAAGCAGCUACCCCCUCGGAUAUUCAAGUUCUAAGGAGCAAAGGAAUUAAACGGAAGAUGGAAACGUCCAGCGAGCAGCAGCAACCAACAACGUCAUCAUCGUCGGCUCUCAACUUUUUCAACACCGCUCUCGAUUGCUCCUUGUAUAGAAGCAAAAUUAGCAAAGUUCCGCACCCCGGCGGCACAACUACAGGUGUUUCACCUCGCGGCAAUCGCGAUGUUUUGCCACUUAUGAAUUCCGGACCACUGCCAUCCAUGGGGCGCGCUCCGUUGCUCGCUACGCCGGUUGCUCCACCUACGAAUGCAUAUGGGUAUGGACUCCCGAUGCCUCAGUCACCAUUCAAUUGUGUCAAUGAGGGUCUCAAUCCCCCAAUGGGUAAUAUGCCUCCAAUGAAUUAUGGAGUACCCUUCUAUAACCAGGAGCCUACUGGAACCUAUCUUGCACAAACUCCUAUUACUGGCCAACCAAGUAUUUCCGCUAUGAACAUGAAUACUCCCGGCAACUAUCUCGGUACUCUUUCCAGCUCUAUUCCAACGAAUUAUUUCGUCGGCAGGAACGAAGUUUACAGUGCAAAGAUAAGCAAUGACUUGGUGCCAGUGAUGCACGUAGUAGAUCGAACGGACAUUUUGUCAUAUGGGAUGAUGGCAGUCUGA
This is a messenger RNA of Strongylus vulgaris, 981 nucleotides long. Lineage: Eukaryota; Metazoa; Nematoda; Chromadorea; Rhabditida; Strongylidae. The record is from the annotation of a GenBank genome assembly.